This is a messenger RNA of Asparagus officinalis (garden asparagus), 960 nucleotides long. RefSeq lists its product as uncharacterized. The transcript has 5 exons. NCBI's taxonomy places the organism in Eukaryota, Viridiplantae, Streptophyta, Magnoliopsida, Asparagales, Asparagaceae. The record is from RefSeq and is a predicted model, not a curated record. Bases 1 to 960 code for a protein of 319 amino acids.
AUGGCCAAAAAAUUUGAAAAUGAAUUUCUAAAGAAUGAACCCAAACGUAUCCGCGUUUGUUGUCGAUAUAAGGAGACGUAUGGAUGCCCUUGGAUGCUCUUUGCAGCUCCUGUUAAAAAUGAUAAAAGAAUGGAAAUCAAAAGGUUUGUGAAUGAACACAGUUGCGGACAACAUUCUAACUUGUCAGGACAAUCACGGGCAUCUCGCAAGUUCAUAGCAGCCCAAUUGCGACCGGUAUUAAAGGCACGAUCUGAAAUCCGCCCAAUUGAUGUGCAAAAGGACUUCCUCACUCGAUUUGGAUUGAGACUUGAAUACAGUAAGAUAUGGUGGGGCAGAGAAAGAGCGCAGCAGGAUAUGUAUGGUGAUAGCUAUGAGGCUUAUGAUCAAUUAAGAUUAAGCGGCAUUGUUGUACAGGGUUUCUUAAAUGGGUGUAGACCCCUUUUAUUUUUGGAUAGGACCUUUUUGAAAGACAGAUAUAAAGGCAUGCUUCUGAGCGCCAUAGCCUAUGACGGAGACCAAGGGAUAUUUCCACUUGCAUCAAAGCUCAAGGAUUUGGGAAUGAAGGCAAAGGACACACAGGUUUUGGGGAAUUUGCUCCAAACUGCUUGCUAUAAAUACACUAUAGCGGAAUGGAACGACUACAUGAAGGAAAUUUAUGAGAUGGCUCCAGUCGCAUAUGAGAUUGCAAUUAAUUACUCACCAGAGCAUUGGGCAAAUGCCGUCUUCCCUGGCAUUAGAUAUGGCCAUGUAACCUCUAAUGUCGCAGAAUCCUUUAACAACUGGAUACGUGAAGCCCGUUUGUUACGUAUCCUGCAAAUGGUGGAGCAUAUCCGAAAACAACUUAUGACUUGCAUGAACAACAGACGGAUAAUGGCGUGUAAGUGGACAAGCUAUCUUUGUCCUAAAGCUGAGCAGAUUGUUAGAGAAAAUAUGGAAAAAAGGGCGCACUUUAGAGAUUAG